AUGCUACCUCCUUCACCUCCUUACUGGAUGACCUCACCCCCUGCUUCCCCCAGCGUCAGCAACGAGCGGCGUUCUCCCACCAAGAGCUGCCAUUUCUCUCCUCACGUCCCUGUCCUCACUAUCAUUCCUCCUACUCUGCCUCAGCACCUCCCUACCCCGCCACUCACACCCCUUACUCCGCUCACCCCCUGCCUGAAGACAAGCAGCAGGAAGAACAGCUUCUUCCACGAUGAGCCCUCCACGGAUGUGCUUCUCGCCAGCCCUACGCCGAUUGCUGCCACGACAGAACCUCUCGCACUCGCUACGGCUGUUCCUCUGCCCUCGUCCCCCAGUCCGGCCCUCGCCGAGGCGCUUCCCAUCCCUACGGGCCACGAGACCGACCACGCCCUGCAUGCGCCACUUGUCGCCCACCUCGCGCUCUUACACCCAUCGACUCCGAGAGAAGUGAUCCACUUCUGCGCAACGAGGCUGCUCUCUCCGGACCGGCCCUUUGGGUUCGACACUGCGGUAGAGAUCGACCGACGGGGGACUCAGGCCAAGGCCGAGAACGAGAGGGAGAAGGCAGUAGGGAAGGCUGCGUCUACGAAGCAGAAGGAGUGGACACCACUUUGGGCAGGUAUCGGGGAUCUCGCCACUGCCGGCCUGGGAAGGGAGGCCGCCAAGGGGUGCGAGCAGGUCGGACCGGGGAAGGAGAUUGACGAGAAGCUGGAGUGGAUGUAUGGCGUGGCGAGAAGGAGCUGGGAGAUCUUGGUGGUGAAGGCGCCAGGGAGGGGUGGUGCGCUGUGA
Dioszegia hungarica is the source of this 786-nucleotide messenger RNA. RefSeq lists its product as uncharacterized. Bases 1 to 786 code for a protein of 261 amino acids. The transcript has a single exon. The record is from RefSeq and is a predicted model, not a curated record. NCBI's taxonomy places the organism in Eukaryota, Fungi, Basidiomycota, Tremellomycetes, Tremellales, Bulleribasidiaceae.